Molecule: messenger RNA, 908 nt
Organism: Nannospalax galili (Upper Galilee mountains blind mole rat)
Lineage: Eukaryota; Metazoa; Chordata; Mammalia; Rodentia; Spalacidae
Gene: Klk7
Product: kallikrein related peptidase 7
Exons: 5
Coding region: 1-804 (267 amino acids)
Biological process (GO): proteolysis; positive regulation of antibacterial peptide production
Molecular function (GO): serine-type endopeptidase activity
Source: RefSeq, a predicted model, not a curated record
AUGGGGGGAUGCCUUCUCCCACCCCUGUUAACUGUGCUGCUGUCCUUAGCCCUGGGAGCUGCUGGACAAGGAGGUGAACGCUUGCCCAGUGCCCCCUGCCCCCGCCUGGGUAACAAGAGUGGGGAUCGAAUUAUCGAUGGCUACCCGUGUGAAAAAGGCUCCCACCCAUGGCAGGUGGCUCUACUCAAGGGCAAUCAGCUCCACUGUGGAGGAGUACUGGUCAGUGAGCGCUGGGUGCUCACUGCAGCUCACUGCAAGAUGGGUCAGUACACAGUACAGCUGGGCAGUGACAAGAUAGGUGACCGGAGUGCCCAAAUGAUCAAAGCCACAAAGUCUGUCCGACACCCCGGCUACUCCACAAAGACGCACGCCAAUGACAUCAUGCUUGUGAGGAUGGACAGGCCAGUCAAGAUGUCAUCCAAAAUUCAGAAAGUCAAGCUGCCCACUAACUGUGCAUCCCCAGGGACUUCCUGUACCGUCUCUGGAUGGGGCACCACGACCAGCCCAGAUGUGACCUUCCCCUCGGAUCUCAUGUGCUCGGACGUGAAGCUCAUCUCCGCUAAGGACUGCAAGAAGGUCUACAAGGACCUGCUGGGGAAAACCAUGCUGUGCGCUGGCAUCCCGGAUUCCAAGACCAACACCUGCAACGGUGACUCAGGGGGACCGUUGGUGUGCAAUGACACCCUGCAAGGUCUGGUGUCCUGGGGGACUUACCCCUGCGGCCAGCCCAAUGACCCAGGCGUCUACACUCAAGUCUGCAAGUAUAACCGGUGGGUGCAACAGACCAUGAAAACCUUCCGCUAAUGCAAAAGUCAAGCUGUGCGCUUUGAGGGAUAUAUCCAGAGUCCGGAUACCAGUGGCCACGCAAGAAAGUCCGAUCUGACUUCACCUUCCCUCGAAAUGUACUA